AUGCCAGUGCGCAGUCGCUUCAUGAAUCCCCUUGACUUCCUUAGCUCGUCGGAGCCGUUGAUGCUCACACCGGAGGAAAAGGCAGAAGAGAUGGCGGAGAAGGCGCGAGUGGCUGAGCUGAAAAACGAUGCAAAGGCCUUGGCAGCGGCGCUUGCACAAGAGUUGGCCGAGAGAAAAGCUAAAACAGCACCCGCAGUAGUCACAAAACCCCGUCGACCGACAGUGCAAGCACCAUCGAGGCCCAGGCGUUAUGGAACACAGCAGCAGCAUCUUCCCUCCCUCCCUCCACGCUCACCCAAGCUUGCGCCCGUGACGCCCAGACCCCCACGACGCCACAAGGCCUCGGCCAAGUCAGAAAGAGCGCGGGUCAAGACGCUCAAGCGGUGGCGAAAGCCGAAACCCCCACACCGGCCACAGACGCCGGCAGCACAGCGAGCCUUUUCCAUUCCUAGAGAACGUAGUCGCUCACCAAAGAUGCCCGCCUCCACACAGAGGUCGAGGCGCAAGACACAUCAGACACCGCAGCGACAGUCCGGUCGUCAGCCCAUGCGACGUACUGCUGCAGCGCGGAUACGCGCUGCAGCGGCAGCCGCAUCCAGCCGAAGCACCACCUCACACAAGCCGAGAGCUUCAAGAAGUGGAAAGAAGCUCCCGGCCGUCCGACCUCACCGCGCAAUGAAAGUCCACGCGUCUGUGGUCAUGCGGCCUCGGCCCAAGUCAACUGUGAAGACGUGGCGACUCAAAAAGUCGAAAAAACGUGCCGUCAUGAAGGCACGCUGCGGCAAGCGGCAAAAAGCGUAUUGA
Molecule: messenger RNA, 804 nt
Organism: Leishmania braziliensis MHOM/BR/75/M2904
Lineage: Eukaryota; Euglenozoa; Kinetoplastea; Trypanosomatida; Trypanosomatidae
Exons: 1
Coding region: 1-804 (267 amino acids)
Source: RefSeq, a predicted model, not a curated record